Molecule: messenger RNA, 293 nt
Organism: Penicillium pulvis
Lineage: Eukaryota; Fungi; Ascomycota; Eurotiomycetes; Eurotiales; Aspergillaceae
Exons: 2
Coding region: 49-237 (62 amino acids)
Source: RefSeq, a predicted model, not a curated record
CAAACAAACAAUCAACCGAUCUUCCGAUCAACCACUUCAUCCAUCAAAAUGCAGUUCAUCGUUCUUACCAUUGCUGCCAUGACCGCUGUUGCCUCUGCCGCCUCCGGCUUUGAGAAGCGCUCCUGCGUUGCCAACUACGAUGUUGCCUGCACCUCGGGCGGUGACCCCUGCUGCGAUGGCUGGCAAUGUGUCGGCGCCACUGAGUGGAACGCCGGUGUUUGCAUUCCCAACUACUAAGGCAUGCAACUUUCUCUUGUGAAGCUGGAAUGAUUUUUUCUUUUGUUUUGGAAUUG